Messenger RNA from Rhodamnia argentea, 662 nucleotides. RefSeq lists its product as uncharacterized. Lineage: Eukaryota; Viridiplantae; Streptophyta; Magnoliopsida; Myrtales; Myrtaceae. The record is from RefSeq and is a predicted model, not a curated record. The coding region runs from base 218 to 553 and encodes 111 amino acids. The transcript has 3 exons.
CGGUCUGGGUAAAACUGUCUCGCGAUUUGCGAUUCGGGUUCUUCGAUCGCUCGGCGUCUUGUUGAACCGAUCGCCCCCUUGUUUAUAGGUUUUCUGCUGUGUGAAUGGGCGUUUCGUAGGUCGCCCAUGUUGAUGUGAUUGGAUUUUUCACGAUAUAGUAUUUGACUGCCUUUAUAGUGAUAAUUUGAGCUCCUAAUUCUCUCUCUUUCUCCCCCCGAUGUUGCAUCAUUGCUGUGUUUUCGCAAUCGUCAACGAGGUGUUUGAUCUAUCUAUGUUCGAAAAUGUAGGUUCUGUUUGGCGGUACAAUGGGACUGCCUCUUGUAAUCAUAGUGAACUUCUUUCCCUUGCUGGUUUGGACACUUUGUUCCUAAUGGUUGAUUGUCCCCCCUCCUCAGCCCAACUGUAUCAGCUUUCUGCUUCCAGGAUUUAUUGCCAAAAGGACAAAAUGCUCAUCCCAGAUGAUGAGUCCUUUUGGAGGGAGGGAGGGAGGGAGGUUCAAACUUGUAACUGCUGUGCAGUGUCAUUAAUCUGCGAGAGCUUGAACUUAGGCUGACUGAAGAUGGGACCUGACUUCAAUUGGCCCUUUCUGAUAUUUUAACCACUGGUUCUCCGUGUGCGCUCGUCGUUCGACGGAACUUUCUCUAGUCAUAUCGAUCAUAGGG